Solanum dulcamara is the source of this 585-nucleotide messenger RNA. Its product is annotated as CASP-like protein PIMP1. The coding region runs from base 1 to 585 and encodes 194 amino acids. The record is from RefSeq and is a predicted model, not a curated record. Lineage: Eukaryota; Viridiplantae; Streptophyta; Magnoliopsida; Solanales; Solanaceae. The transcript is spliced from 3 exons.
AUGGACCAAAACCAAACACCAUCAACAACAACAAUGAACCAAAACCAAACAUCAUCAACUACAACAAUUUCUUCACUUAUGAUUGGGUUAAAACCACUAGUUGUACCUCUAGUAAUAAGAGGCAUCACAUUCAUUUUCUUGUUGGUGUCAUUGAUUGUCAUUGCUACUGAUAGUUUUGAUACAUUUGACAUCUAUGGUUUUCCAAUCAAGGUUGAGUCCACUGACAUCCACGUUUACCGUUAUAUGAUAUCUGCAGAUGUGAUUGGAAUGGCCUACACAUUGUUAUUAGUUGUGUUAACAAUUUUCCAAGUGAAAUCUGGAAGUCCCAUUGAUAGUGGCCUUGCUUAUUUUGAAUUCUAUGGUGAUAAGAUAAUUUUAUUCUUAUUGGCUACUGGUGCUGCUGCUGGAUUGGGAUUGACAGUUGAAUAUAAGAGACUUAUGGACACGGAUGACACUACCCAACAAAUACAAAAUUUUAUGAACAUAGCAAAUACUUCUGCUAGUUUACUUCUUAUGGGAUCUCUUUUCUCUGUCAUUUCCUCUUUUUCAUCUUCACUCAAUCUUCCUAAAAGAUCAUCUUCAUAA